AUGGAGGAAGAGGAUGUCCGCUUGACUGACUCUUUCACAGAGAGUGAGAGCAAACUGGUGUUGCGCGGAUCCAUUUCUACUGUUGAAUGUGCAGAUGACAUGACAAACAUCAGCCUCGCCACUGGAAUAGAACUAUCAGCACUAGAUGACACAGACAAGUCCUUGGUCAUAGCCAACCAACCGAGACCCAGCCCAAGGAGAACGGCAGAGAAGUCUUUCCAUUCACCAUUUAAUGAUGCUCACAGUGAGCGAGACUGGUCUACUCCACUGUGUCAGUUCUCAGGAGAAAACAGAUCAUGUCUCACAAUGUGCUGCUGCUGGCCUGCUUAUCGAUAUAUGCUAGCUACAAGAUUAGGGGAAACCCCUUUCCUGCCAUUGAUACCUUGUGCCGCCUUUGCUCUUCGUGUCAAGAUUAGAACGCUAUUUGGAAUAAAAGGGUCAAUUAUCAAAGAUUUCUUCACGAGCUUGUGCUGCGAGCCAUGUGCUAUCUGCCAGAUGACUAGAGAGAUGGACAAGAUUGGACUAUAA
Messenger RNA from Candidula unifasciata, 528 nucleotides. Lineage: Eukaryota; Metazoa; Mollusca; Gastropoda; Stylommatophora; Geomitridae. The record is from the annotation of a GenBank genome assembly.